GCGAGUGGGUGGAUUCGAACGAGAGUCAAUGGCCGGGCGGGGCCAGAACGCCCCCAAGUUCCCAAGCCCGCCAGCGCAACGGGCGGGGCUCCAACUCCGCAGGUUCCCCGCUUGGGGGCCUGAGCUGAGCCGUCGCCUAGCAACGCUCCGCCCCGCCCCCCGGCCCUCCGCGGGCGCCUACCCCCGGCAUGGCCUGGCUGUGGGUCACCAGCUGCGGGCUACUGCUGUUCGUCGUUGUCCUGCUCUUGAGCCCCCGCAGCUGCCGAGCGCGGCGGACCCUCCGCGGCCUGUUCAUGGCGCGUAGCAGGCGGCUGCUCUUCCGAAUCGGGUACAGCCUGUACACCCGCACCUGGCUCGGGUACCUCUUCUACCGCCAGCAGCUGCGAAGGGCUCGGAAUCGCUACCCCAAAGGCCACUCCAGAACCCAGCCCCGCCUCUUCAAUGGAGUGAAGGUGCUUCCCAUCCCCGUCCUCUCGGACAACUACAGCUACCUCAUCAUCGACACCCAGGCCCGACUGGCUGUGGCUGUGGACCCUUCAGACCCUCAGGCCGUCCAGGCUUCCAUUGAGAAGGAGGGCGUUACCUUGGUGGCCAUUCUUUGCACCCACAAGCACUGGGACCACAGUGGAGGGAACCGUGACCUCAGCCGGCGGCACCAGGACUGUCGGGUAUACGGGAGCCCUCAGGAUGGCAUCCCCUACCUCACCCAUCCCCUGUGUCAUCAAGAUGUGGUUAGUGUGGGACGGCUUCAGAUCCGGGCUCUGGCCACCCCCGGCCACACUCAAGGCCAUCUGGUCUACCUGCUGGAUGGGGAGCCCUACAAGGGUCCCUCCUGCCUCUUCUCAGGGGACCUGCUCUUCCUUUCUGGCUGUGGACGGACCUUUGAGGGCACCGCAGAGACCAUGCUGAGUUCGCUGGACACCGUGCUAGGCCUGGGGGAUGACACUCUGCUGUGGCCUGGUCACGAGUACGCGGAGGAGAACCUGGGCUUUGCAGGCGUGGUGGAACCUGAGAACCUGGCCCGGGAGAGGAAGAUGCAGUGGGUGCAGAGGCAGCGGAUGGAGCGCAGGAGCACGUGCCCGUCCACCCUGGGGGAGGAGAGAUCCUAUAACCCGUUCCUGAGGACCCACUGCCUGGUGCUGCAGGAGGCUCUGGGGCCAGGGCCAGGCCCCACGGGCGACGAUGGCUACUCACGGGCCCAGCUCCUGGAGAAGCUCCGCCAGCUGAAGGACCUACACAAGAGCAAGUGACCCCAGCCCAGCCCAGCGCAGCCCACCCCCCACAGCGGGAGGCUGCCCAUCCCCCACACCACCGCCUCCCUCUCAUCACUACCACCACCACCACCUCCAUCGGCCUGUCAGUGGGCACCACUCCCCGACGCUGGUCGGGGUGGGGGGAAGAGGAGGGACAAGGCGGUGAGACCUUGAGACGGAGAGGAAGGGGGCUGAGCGAAGACUCGGAGCCUCCACCGGGUGAGGCUGAGUCCGGGAGGGCAGAGCUAACUGGGAGGGUCCCCUCCUCCCUUCCCCCGUUCCUGCCAUGGCAGGGAGGACGUGGAAGCCUCACUCUCCCUGUAGCCCCUUCACUCAGGGCAGCCGGAGCCAUGAAGAGGUUGAGUCCAUCGUCCCUCCCUUCCCCUCCCCCACCCCAGAGCUGGGAAAAAAACUCACUCGCCUAGAGUGGCCCUGAGGUGAGGUGCCCUGGGAAAGCGGUCCCUCAGAGGGGGACCUGGGCUCUGGUCUACUGAGACACUGCCCCUCCCCCCAGCCUCCCUGCCCUGCCCCCAUCCAGCGCCCACGAAGGCAUUUUUCCAACAGAGCCAUCUCUGAGAGAGAGGAAAAGGCUGGAAGCCUGGCUGUGGACAGUCUCUGCCUCAGUGACUCCCCUACAGCCUGGAAGGGAGAGGGUCCUGGUUGCCAAGGAAAUCUGAGUUCAGGCUGUAGAGACACCAGGAGGCUGGGAUUGCAGCCCCCGUCUUGGGCACACACACGCUCCCUGCACAGCUGGCCUAGACCUGCCCACCGGCCCGGCUCUGCCCUGGGCCAGUGGGGCCCCUCCUUCCCCGGGGGACAGAGAGCCAUUGUCCGCCAGGGUCACUGUGCUUUUCUCAUUAUGACCCGUAUUCUUAGCAACUCCUGCUCUAAUCUCAACCCUUUCCUCUUUUAGUUGGAAGACAUUCAUCUGGUCCUUUGCAGUUAGCCAAGGACACUCCCAUGUCCUUUCUCAUUGGGCCCUUGGCCCCAUUCUGGCGGGAGUGGGGGGGGGGUCUGCGCCGCAGAGAAAGGAAAUCAGAAGUCCAGGAGCAGACAGCUCUCAAGUGAGUGGCAGCUUCUAGGACCCCAGGCCUGGGCCCUCCCCUCGGCUCAGCCCUCCCUCAGCUCAGCUCCUCUGGCCUCAGAUGUUCUUUGGGCAGGUGUACCGCGGGUCAGCCAGGAGCCUUUUCUUUCUGGGUCAGAGCCUUCCCUUGGACCCUGCUCACCUCUAGAGAGUCUCCGAGAUGCCCCCCUCCCUCAGUUUCCCCUCAUCAUCCUGCCUCUGCCUCCCUAUCCAGCCACAGCCUCUGGUACCAACUCUAGCAAUACCGCCAGAAUAGAGUUCCCUGCCCCUUGACACCUGCAGGUUCAUGCCUCUGUGCCUUUGCUCAUGCUCUUUCUUCGGACUGGAAUGCCUUUCUCACUGCUCCUCCUGCCUUGUCUGCCUGGCAAACACCUAUUCAUCUCUCACAAUCCCCCUCAAAGACCGCCUCCUCCAGGAAGACCGCCUCCAUGCCCCUCCCCCUCCAGGCUACCUCUGCUCCUUGUGAAUGCUUCUCUUGCGGCACUUAUCACACUGUAUUUUACUUGUUUACACGUUUGUCGCCCCUUCGAGACUGUGAACCCUUCAGGGCAUGGACUGUAUCUUAUGCAUCUCUGUAUUUCUGCGCCUAGCACGGUGCCUGGCACGCAGUAGGCGCUCAAUAAAUGUUGAAUGAAUGAAUGAUUUGA
Phacochoerus africanus (Common warthog) is the source of this 2984-nucleotide messenger RNA. RefSeq names its product probable hydrolase PNKD. The record is from RefSeq and is a predicted model, not a curated record. Bases 189 to 1250 code for a protein of 353 amino acids. The transcript is spliced from 9 exons. Gene Ontology annotation, cellular component: mitochondrion. Gene Ontology annotation, molecular function: hydroxyacylglutathione hydrolase activity. Lineage: Eukaryota; Metazoa; Chordata; Mammalia; Artiodactyla; Suidae.